AUGUCGCUUGCCGACUUCACCGCCGCGCUCUCGCCCAGCGCAGAGUUUGCCACGGCCCACACCGACGCCUUCGGCGCCCUGUUCCGCCUGGCCGAUCGUUCCGGCCGUGGCCAUGUCGGCCUCGACGACUAUCUGGCUUUCAGCCAUCUGAUCAGCAAGCCCGGCUCCGAGUACGAGCUUGCCUUCCGGCUGCUUGAUACCGACCGCGAUGGCGUCGUCACGCUGUCGCAGUUCAAGCAGCUCAUCACUGCCCACACCAAGGCAUCGCCGUCGCAGGCUCCUCUCGACUGGAGCUCAGAGUGGAUGAAGCUCCAGUUUGCCUCGGCCAAGGCAAAGGCCGACACCCUCACCUUUGACGAGCUGUCGCAGCUCAUGGGCGAGUAUGAGCAGGAGCGCCUGACCCAGGAAUUCAGGUUCCACGACAAGAAGCAGACCGGCUACAUCUCCAAAGACGCCCUGCUCUCGAUCGUGCAAAAUAGCCUGCAUCAUCGGAUGAACCCCUAUAUCGCCUCGCGCCUGGCCGAUAUCGCCACCCUCUACCAGGGCAAAGUCUCGCUCGCCAACCUGCGUGCCACCUACAAUGCCAUCCAGAAGAUCGACCACGUCGCUGCCGCCCUCGAGUCUGCCCGUAUCCACAAUCCCGAUGGUAUCAGCAAGCCCGAGCUCGAGACCCUCGUUCGCGCAAAGGCCAGCUUUACCCCGAUGGAGGUCGACAUUGUGUACCAUCUGGCCUCCUCUGGCUCCGGCCCCCGCCCCGAGCGCCUCACCCUGUCGGCUCUCAAGCGUCUGUUCGAGGAGAAGUGGGAUGAGGCCACUGGGCCUGCUGUCACCGCUGCUGCCCCUGCUGCUGCCGAGCCGCACAAGCAACACCUCAGCCCUUUGAUGGAGGUCCUGAAGAGCGCCUACAACUUUACCCUUGGCUCCAUCGCCGGUGCUGUUGGCGCCACCGUCGUCUAUCCCAUCGAUCUCGUCAAGACCCGCAUGCAGAACCAGCGCAACCAAGUCGGCGAGGUUCUCUACAAGAACGGCAUCGACUGCUUCCAAAAGGUCAUCCGCAACGAAGGCUUCCGCGGCCUGUACUCGGGCCUCACGCCCCAGCUCGUCGGCGUCGCCCCCGAGAAGGCCAUCAAGCUGACGGUCAACGAUCUGGCUCGCUCCAAGCUCCGCGGCAGCGAUGGUUCCCUGCCUCUGUGGGCCGAGAUCCUCGCUGGCUGUAUGGCCGGUGGCAGUCAAGUUAUCUUCACCAACCCGUUGGAGAUUGUCAAGAUCCGGCUCCAAGUUGCCGGCGAGAUCGCCAAGAACGCCAUUGACGGCGCUGCUCUCCCCAAGCCCUCCGCCGUCCAGAUCGUGCGUCAGCUCGGCCUCCUGGGUCUUUACAAGGGUGUCCUCGCCUGUAUGCUGCGUGAUGUCCCGUUCUCGGGCAUCUACUUUGCGGCCUAUGCCCAUCUCAAGACUGACCUCUUUGGCGAGGGCGUUAACGGCAAGAAGCUGAGUGCGGGCGAGCUCCUGACUGCUGGCGCCAUCGCCGGUAUGCCCGCCGCCUACCUCGUCACCCCUGCCGACGUCAUCAAGACCCGCCUGCAGGUUGCUGCCCGCAAGGGCGAGACCACGUACACUGGCAUCAUGGAUGCCUUCUACAAGAUCAUGAGGGAAGAAGGCCCCAAGGCGUUCUUCAAGGGCGGCGUUGCCCGUGUCCUGCGAUCAUCGCCCCAGUUCGGUGUCACUCUCGCCUGCUAUGAACUCCUCAAGUCCGCCCUUCCCAUCAACUUUGAGCAAAUGACCUUGCCCCACAUUCCCGCCGCCGGCGUUACGUCCAGUGCCACCACAGCUGCGGCCCACGAGGAGAAGAAGAACAUGCUCAGAGUGAUCCACAACCUGCCGCCCACCUACUACAACGGACGGGCGUACUUUCAAAAGUAG
Molecule: messenger RNA, 1920 nt
Organism: Polychytrium aggregatum
Lineage: Eukaryota; Fungi; Chytridiomycota; Chytridiomycetes; Polychytriales
Product: mitochondrial carrier domain-containing protein
Exons: 3
Coding region: 1-1920 (639 amino acids)
Biological process (GO): malate-aspartate shuttle; aspartate transmembrane transport; L-glutamate transmembrane transport
Molecular function (GO): L-glutamate transmembrane transporter activity; calcium ion binding; L-aspartate transmembrane transporter activity
Source: RefSeq, a predicted model, not a curated record